CACUGUGUUUCUCCCUUCCUCACCCCACAUCUCAGCGUAGGGCUGUGCAGGAGGCAGCCCCGGGGCUGGCAUAGAAAUGGAUGAGCACAGGUUUGGGGUCAGUAUCUCUGGGGUCGGAGGGGCUCAGGGCAGCGCGGGACAGUGACUCCGAGGUCCUCCAAAGGAAUGUGGGUGCAGAGUGGGGGGUCAGGGGGACACGUGUUGGCGAAGGGAUGGGGGUAUCCGUGCGGCAUGGAGGUCCUGGGGUGAAGAUGACGGCGCUGGGAGCGGUGAGAAGGGGACGCGGGCACCGGGUGGUGACACGCGGCUGCCUACCGGGACUCAGCCGGUGCCGAAGUUCCGCCGGUCCUGCCGCAGCUCCCGGUCCCUCCGCGUGUCCCCGGGUCCGCCCCGGGGGCGGGGGCAGCUGAGAGCCCUCCCGUCCCCAAUAAAACCUGGAGAGGCGGCGUCGGGAGGAGCAGAGCCCGGCGGCACCGGCACCGGUAACAGCGGCGGUGGGUGGGGGGGGAACAUCCAGAGACCCGCGGGCAGGGUGUGGGGCUGGGGUGCAGGCUUGGGGUUGGGGUUGUGGUUGUGGUUAGGGUGAAGGCUUAGGGUUCAGUUAGGGUUAGGGUUAAGGUGCAGGCAGCACGAUGCUCAUCGGGACCCCCAUCCCCCAUCCCUCCUCCACCCCAUCCUGCCGUUCCAUCCCCUGUCCCCCCAGGGGAUGCUGAGUGCCACCAGCCUGUCCCUGCGGCCAGGCUGCCAUCCCUUGCCAUGCAGGGCCCCACAGGCAACUAUUCGGUGCAGGCCACCGCCGCCAUCGCUGCUGCCAUCACCUUCCUAGUGCUGUUCACCAUCGCGGGCAACACGCUGGUGAUCCUGGCUGUGCUGACCAGCCGCUCGCUGCGGGCACCCCAGAACCUCUUCCUGGUGUCCCUGGCGGCUGCCGACAUCCUGGUGGCUGUCCUCAUCAUCCCCUUCUCGCUGGCCAACGAGCUGAUGGGCUAUUGGUACUUUGGCAAAGUGUGGUGCGAGAUCUACCUGGCGCUGGAUGUGCUCUUCUGCACCUCCUCCAUCGUCCACCUGUGCGCCAUCAGCCUGGACCGCUACUGGUCCAUCAGCCGCGCCGUGGAGUACAACGCCAAGCGCACGCCGCGCCGCGUCAAGUGUGGCAUCGGCAUCGUCUGGAGCAUCGCCGCCGCCAUCUCGCUGCCGCCGCUGGUCUAUAAGGGUGAGAAGAAGGCGGCUCCGGGUGGGCGGCCACAGUGCAAGCUGAACGAGGAGGCCUGGUACAUCCUUUCCUCCAGCGUCGGCUCCUUCUUUGCGCCGUGCCUCAUCAUGAUUCUUGUCUACCUGCGCAUCUACCUGAUUGCCCGGCACCGGCACCGCCGCCAGCCCCGCGCUGCCCUCAGCCCCCCCAGCGCUGCCCCCACCUCCCACGUGGGUGCCCCGGGACCCCAUCCCCUGCCUGCAGACAGGACCUCGCUGCUGGGCACUGGGGAGCUGGCGGCACCUGGAGGGUCCCCACAGCCUUCAGGGCGGCCCAGGGACACCGUGGCCACAGGGACAGGGCGCGUGGUGCUGGCGCCGGUGCUGAGUCCUGCUCCGUGGCGGAGGAAGGCACAGGCAAACCGAGAGAAGCGCUUCACCUUCGUGCUGGCCGUGGUCAUCGGCGUCUUCGUGCUCUGCUGGUUCCCCUUCUUCUUCCUCUACAGCCUGGGCGCCGUCUGCCCACGGCGCUGCAAAGUGCCUGACGGCGUCUUCAAGUUCUUCUUCUGGAUUGGGUAUUGCAAUAGCUCCCUCAACCCAGUCAUCUACACCAUCUUCAACCAGGACUUCCGCAGGUCCUUCCGCCGCAUCCUCUGCCGCCACGGCACCCGCACGGCAUGGUGAGGGGCUCUGACCCCCGGUGGCUCUCAGACCCCCCUGCUGCCUGCUGCUCCUUCUCCCCUUCUCCCCUUACUCCCUUUUCCCCCGCACCCAGUUCUCCUUCCCUUGCCCACUGCCCUGCAGGUUUGGGGCACACACAGACCCUCCUGAUCCCAUCCCACUAACAGUGAUGUGCGGGCGCUGCGUCUGGGGGGAGGUGUUUCUCCCCACCCCAUGCGUGGUGCCCCCCAGGAAAUCAGGGGCUAUUUCCCCCUUCUCUCCAUCUUCCCCAUGUCCCAGGUGUCCCGGCGGCCACCACCUUUUAACAAUAAAAGGUAUUUUGUAGUCAGAAGAA
Molecule: messenger RNA, 2206 nt
Organism: Coturnix japonica (Japanese quail)
Lineage: Eukaryota; Metazoa; Chordata; Aves; Galliformes; Phasianidae
Gene: ADRA2B
Product: adrenoceptor alpha 2B
Biological process (GO): platelet activation; regulation of smooth muscle contraction; regulation of vasoconstriction
Cellular component (GO): plasma membrane
Molecular function (GO): alpha2-adrenergic receptor activity; epinephrine binding
Source: RefSeq, a predicted model, not a curated record